GCCUUGUCCAAUGCCAACCAUGGCAACACUUUCUACACUACCGGCUGAGCUCUACACUCACAUCCUGUCAUUCGUACCGCCCUCACAGUCCUCAUCCACCACCCUCUCCCUGACUCGGGCAAUCCCACGGUCCCCAGUACCGCAACACAAUCUGUUUACUCAUGUUGUUCUGACGAAGAAAGGCCAGCUGUUGCAGCUCUACCUGAGGUUGACGAGGGGCAAGGGAGAGGAGGAAAAAGAACGCAGGGAACGGGAGAGGAGAUGGGUUAAAGGAUUCGAAUUGAGAGAAUGGAAGUUUGACCCUGAUGUAUUGAUAAACACAGUUCUUAUCCUCCCACGCCUGCAAACUCUCACCAUAUGGAUCGGGUACAACUGUGCACCCGAGCACAUAGCAGAGAUAUUCCUCUCCAGGUCCUUUCCCGAACUCGAGUCUAUCAGCCUACGUUUCCGCACCUGGACAGACCACGCCAACUACCUCCCUUUCCUCAAAGGCUCAUACUACGACAGCACGUUCGACGCGAUCGCCCGUUCUCCCCCUCCCAGGCUGAAGCACUUCAGCGUUCAGCAGGACGUGCCUACCCCGGAGUUGUUCGAUCACCCGGAUGACGAGGGUACUGCCGCGAGCAGGAAAAGGGAAGAAGAGGCCAAGAAACCGUUCUUGCUUUCUCCCGCACUGCGAAGGAACUUCGCCCCGCCGAUCGUUCUCUUUGCCACAACAUGCUUGACGCACUUGACUGGCGCAUCAUCCAUCCACACAUCGCUGCGCUCGCUACGGCUUCGCUUCCCACAACGGCCGAUCCUGCAGCACCUGUCCCCUCUGCCUAACUUGGCGGCGCUCGACCUGAGCACAAGCACUCUUACUCCCGCCGACCUCCGAUUCGUGUUCAUCAAGUUUCCCCGACUUCAGACUCUCGUCCUAGAUCACACAGCCUACUUCAUCGCAUGUGGAAAAGACGGUGCGGCGGAGGAGAUGCGUGAAGCCGGGCGAGUAUGUGCGAUGUGGGGCGUGGGCAGGGCACGGGACGUUGAGAAGGAAGCGAAAGACUGGUGGGCGGCGGAGAUGGCCAAGCAGGCCCGUACAAGGGACGAGGACGAGGACGCACCGAGUGACGUAGAUCCUCCUCUACCUGUGCCGGGAACGGCUCCAGACACCGGUCUGAGGAAAACUCCCAAGAAAGGUCGUAGAGGUAUCGCCACAGCAACAAUAUCGUUACGCGACCGUCCCGCAGCCUCUACCUCCUCCACCGUCUCCCAACCCCGUAUAACCCCCGGCCAGAUCCAAACAAAGUUUCACGUCCUCCCCCCCUUACCCUCGUUACAGAGUAUCGCCCUCGGCGUCACAGAUCGCGCUAUAACACCGGCUCUGCGCGCCACUUGGGCCUCCCAGUUCGCCCAAGGCUGGCUGGAAGGCCGCCGUCGACUGAUAGACUUUUGCCGGCGGUACAAGCCCACGCCUUCCUCUCGCGUCUUCUUCUUACCAGCAGAACGUGCGCACCUGCCCAUCCCUUACUGCCUGGAGGAAGUGAGGGCAGAGGAGGCGUGGCAGGCGUAUGUGGAUAAGGCGGCGAGUAUUGGGGAAGAGGGGCCGGGCAUGUGCUCUGUUCCUGAUCAGGGGACUGGAGUGCCGGCGAGAAGAGGGUUCGGAGGGGGUAGGAAGAGCAAGAGGGCAGUGACGCCUCUAGCCGAAGGGGAGGCUGUUCCGGGCUCGUCGACCGCUGUGCCAGAACAUGCCAUCGAACCGGAAGAAGCGGAAGACGAAGAUCAGCUUGUAGAGGAAGGGCAUUCGAAGGGAUGUGCGCACCAGAUGUGA
Molecule: messenger RNA, 1810 nt
Organism: Dacryopinax primogenitus
Lineage: Eukaryota; Fungi; Basidiomycota; Dacrymycetes; Dacrymycetales; Dacrymycetaceae
Exons: 2
Coding region: 11-1810 (599 amino acids)
Source: RefSeq, a predicted model, not a curated record